Messenger RNA from Gilbertella persicaria, 432 nucleotides. RefSeq lists its product as uncharacterized. Lineage: Eukaryota; Fungi; Mucoromycota; Mucoromycetes; Mucorales; Choanephoraceae. The transcript has a single exon. Bases 1 to 432 code for a protein of 143 amino acids. The record is from RefSeq and is a predicted model, not a curated record.
AUGUACUUUGAUUAUACAAUCAAAAAGAACAUUUGCACUGUUAAGUGCAAAGACGUCCAUUCACAUGGAACGUAUAAGCGAAUUCAUUUGUCUGGCGAUGAUGCAAAGGAAUUCAUCGAAAAAGUCAAGCAAGAUCCUUUGACCACGCCUAAGAAAAUGACAACUGGCAUCUCAUCUUGCAUGGGAGAAAUAGUUGGUGCUGCCAGAAAUAUUGAUCCUGUUCUUUCAAACCAGGACAGAGUCAAAUAUGAAAUGAACAAGGUUAGAGGACAACUCAAUAUCAGCAAGAGUAGCGAGUUCCUUGGAAAAUUCACCAAGAUUAGAAAAGAAUUUGAUGGAUUUAUUACCUAUGCACAAGUUACCAAUGAAAAAGGUUUUUUGCUUUCUUUCUCGCCUCCCGACAUCAAAGAAUUUGGAGACCAGUUUCAUUGA